Nematocida minor is the source of this 303-nucleotide messenger RNA. RefSeq lists its product as uncharacterized. The record is from RefSeq and is a predicted model, not a curated record. Lineage: Eukaryota; Fungi; Microsporidia. The transcript has a single exon. Bases 1 to 303 code for a protein of 100 amino acids.
AUGGUACUUCACAAAAUAAGCGGAAGACACUUGUUUUGGGCAUUCCAGGCUGUGUUUCUAUCGGUUUUAUUCUACGCUGGGCGCUGCAUACUAUUCAAAAAAAAUGGCAAUGCAAGAGGGCACAGAUGCCGCAGCUACAGAAACUCAACCACUUGUCUGCACAAUUACAUGAAAACUUUGGACAAAAAGCACAUAAGGCCGGCCUAUGAAGAAGGUUUCACGAGCAGCGACAUGUCAGAGGACACAGACACAUGGAGCACAACAAUGUAUACAGGAAGAGAUUCAUAUAGCACCAGAGUAUAG